AAAUUAGAAACGCUGGCGACCACCGGCGCGCCACCUCAGUCGCGACCGAGCACUCGGCGACGCGCGAAUACUCAGCGCACUCACAUUUAAAUUUAGAACUCAACCAUAGAGGAAUUUUGUUUUCUUUUGUUUUUUCAAGUGCGUCAAAUGUGUUACGAAACGUUUAUUUUGCGCCAGUGUUAAUUGACAGUGGAUGUGCAGCCCCUUUUGUGUUGUAUAAAAAAACAAGGAUUUUGAAUGCGCCUACUUCGUGUGAUGUAAAAUUGUUGUUGUCAAAGAUCAUCAGAUAUGAUCCACGUUGACGAAACAGAUCCAGUCGGAGAAAUUGAACCACCAUUCCCGUAUCGAGAUGUCACCGUUAAAAGGAAUACGGAUGUUAACGACUUUUUUGAAAUGCUCUCGGAGAUUGGCCGGGGCAAAUUCGGAACGGUCUACCUCUGCCGGGAGAAAAGCACAGGGCUGGAGUUAGCCGCGAAACUUGUGUCCGUAAAUAGGAGAGAUGAGAGACGCAAUGUGGAAAGAGAAGUGGAGGUGAUGCGCCGGCUCCGGCACCCUCGUCUGAUUCAGUUGUACGAUGCGUACGACUGGGGCAAAUAUAUGUGCGUCGUCCUCGAACUGAUAACAGGUGGGGAACUGUUCGAGCGAGUCAUUGAUGAAGACUUCGUGCUUACGGAACGAGCCUGCACAGUGUUCAUGCGUCAAAUAUGCGAGGGGAUAGAGUUUGUUCACCGGCAGAAUAUUUUGCAUCUUGACAUGAAGCCUGAGAACAUUCUAUGCCUCACAAAGUCAGGCAACCGGAUAAAGAUCAUAGACUUCGGUCUGGCUAGGUUCUACAUCCCAGAGAAGAAGCUGCAAGUACUCUUCGGCACUCCAGAGUUCGUCGCUCCAGAAGUGGUGAACUUCGACCAGAUUGGCUAUGGAACUGAUAUGUGGUCCGUCGGAGUUAUAUGUUACGUGCUCUUAUCCGGUCUGUCACCGUUCAUGGGCGAGACAGAUAUAGAAACCAUGGCCAACGUCACCGUCGCCAAAUACGACUUCGACGAUGAAGCAUUCAACGAGAUAUCAGAAGAUGCUAAAGACUUCAUACAGAAACUGCUCGUGAAAGACAAAGAGUCACGACCGAGCGCGACGGAGUGCCUGCGACACAAGUGGUUGGUGAAACGAAGCCCGGUAAAAGCGGAGCCCCAGCCGCGGCCGGAGCCCUCGCCCAAACACGAACUGGACGUCGCUAAAGACAACCUCAGGCUUUUUGUCGAACGGUGGAGCGAACACCCUAACUCGCCUUACGUCUUUGAUAACCAGGCACAUGAAAUCACAUGUCUCGCGAAUUGCGAAAGAUCAUCUAUAGGUGGAUGCUCACCCUCCCCGCGUAGCUCACUAAGCAGUUCUCCUGACAUAGUUUUUGGUGAAGAUGAUUUAGAGCCACCUCCGUUGAGAGACAAUACUUUCCUAGGUCCUAGUACAAGAUAUAAUCCGGUAGAAAGACGCGCCUCAGACAGCUCUUGCUUCUUGCACAAAAAACACGAUGUUUUAGUAAGAAAGAACUUAGCGGAGGAAAUUAAAAAACUGUCUGAUCAUUUAUUUAUGUUAUCAACAAUGAACACUGAUUUAACGAAUAAUAACAGUAUGAAAGAAGUGGACAAAAACGUGACAGAGACGAAGGAAAUCACUGAAGAAAAAUUACCUAAUGGCUUCAAGAAGGAAACCAAAUCGACUACAACAAAAACUAUGGUAAACGGAGACGCGUCGAAAAAAGAGAAAAAACUCUUCACAUCAAAGUCAACAACAAAAAUAUCUACGUCAUUCUUAACCGACAGGGAAGCAGAGAAACCUAUGACCAGCAAAAUGCCAUGGGUGAAAUCAACGCGAUCUAAAAGAAUAACCACAACGAGUAGGGACGUUCCUGAGCAGCCCGUUGAAGUACGCAAUACAUUUUUCCAAGAGUUUGAUAAAAGACGGGAAAAAAUUGACAAACUAGUAAACGGUACCGAAAACGGUAGGCAGUUACCAUACAGAAGAGGAGAUGUAAAUAAUGCGCACAGAACUAAAGAUCUCUUACUACAUCUGUUGGAGAAAUGGGGCGAAACAGAAGAAGUAGAAGCAGAGAGAACGGCCGGAGGCACCUCUAAUGGCGGCCGACAUAAAUCGAUAUCCUUAGAUCGGUCACCUUCAAAUCAACUCGCACAAAAUUCCAUAUCAAGUCUCCACGCAUUUUUCCAACGACAGACAUCAGACGAGAAAACACAAAGAAAGAAAACUGAAGUGACGAACUUAAAGUGAUUUUUACAUAAGCAAAGACGAACAGGGUUUCAGUGCCAUGACAUGACACUUUAUGUUACCAAAGUAACGGAGAUUAAAGGAAACGAAGGCAGAAAAAUGACAUUUUUAUGAAUCUAGUCUAAUUCAAAAUUCUUCAUGUUUUUUUCGGAAUGCAAGACUGAAAUGAAAUGGAUGUCGUCAACACAUUGUCAAUAGCAAUAAUUUUUGUAUUUUUUGUAUGUAAAUAAGACCAUUAAAAUCUUAGGAGACAAUAACAUUUGUUCCUUAAUUGUACUUAUAACUUAUAUGUAAUUUAUUGUUAAAAUACGUAUGUUGUUAAAAAUAUAAGGCUUUAUUAAAA
Manduca sexta (tobacco hornworm) is the source of this 2620-nucleotide messenger RNA. Its product is annotated as myosin light chain kinase, smooth muscle. The record is from RefSeq and is a predicted model, not a curated record. NCBI's taxonomy places the organism in Eukaryota, Metazoa, Arthropoda, Insecta, Lepidoptera, Sphingidae. Gene Ontology annotation, cellular component: nucleus. Bases 289 to 2280 code for a protein of 663 amino acids. Gene Ontology annotation, molecular function: ATP binding; protein serine/threonine kinase activity. The transcript has 8 exons. Gene Ontology annotation, biological process: protein phosphorylation; positive regulation of apoptotic process; intracellular signal transduction.